Nematostella vectensis (starlet sea anemone) is the source of this 2064-nucleotide messenger RNA. Its product is annotated as transcription elongation factor B polypeptide 3. Lineage: Eukaryota; Metazoa; Cnidaria; Anthozoa; Actiniaria; Edwardsiidae. The record is from RefSeq and is a predicted model, not a curated record. The transcript is spliced from 13 exons. Gene Ontology annotation, biological process: transcription elongation by RNA polymerase II. The coding region runs from base 118 to 1773 and encodes 551 amino acids. Gene Ontology annotation, cellular component: elongin complex; nucleus.
AACUGGACAUCAGCAAGACUUAUAAAGAGUAAAAUGGCGACGAUAAAGAAAUUGGAGAAAGUAUAAGUUACAUCGUAAAAAAUAACACCCAACGCACUUCCUUAGCAAACGGCGAACAUGUCGUCGGUAGAAAAAGCUAUCCAGAAGAUACAGAAAAGGCUUUUCUGUGAUGAUAUCGAUGCUCGGAAGGUUCUUAAAUACAUUAAGUAUUUGGAACAGUUAGAGGUUGAUGUCGACGUAUUAAAGAGGACUGGUAUCGGCAAGACUAUUAAUGGCCUUAAGAAAAUGGAAGGUCCUAUAGGAGAUGCUGCUGCAAACUUAAUCAAGCGCUGGAAAGAGAUUGUGACAGGCAAACCUGACAACACAAGUGAACUUACUCCUACCCCUGUAAAGUUGAACACUGAGUUGUUAUUGCAGGAGAGUGAUACAGCAAGAAAAUCUUUGUUAAACACAAGCUUUUCUGAAAAAGAAAAGAAUUGCAGUGGUAAAUCCCAUGCACAUUCCAGUGACCUUGGGGAAAGACAUGCCAGAAAUAUAGACGGUGAUGAUAAAGUGAAAGGAGAUUCUAAACACAAAGAUAAAAUGCAAUGGGACAAGAGAAAAGAUAAAGAUAACAGAAAAAGAGAUAAUUUGGACAGUAGAGUAGAACAUAGCGAUAAUAGACAUGAUAAUGAGGCAAUUAAGCAAAAACACAAAGAGCACAAGAGACGAAGAGAAGAAAAGGGGAAAAUAGAAAAACAGCAUGAAACUACAAAGGAUGGAAGAAAAGAUGUAAAAUACACUGAGACAAAGGCAAAGGCUCCAUCAUUACAACUAUGUGAUGUCUCCUUUGGCUGUGAAACUCUUCCUCAACCUGUUAGACAAAAGAAGAGAGACACACAUUCUUCCACCAGAAAAGAUAAGCAGCCUAAGACUGACAGCAGUGGCUUGAGUGAUCUGCCGCCAUUACCAUCUGUGUACUCCGUCAAUGAGGCCUUAUUGCCAGAGAUCCAACCGUUGUAUCGCCCUUCUCGGCUGCUCGAAUGUGAGGGAUCGCCUGCUAAAAAAAGCAAAGGUACCAUCUCUGGGAGCAUUCUCAGUGAUUCUGCACUUACGUCAAAAAAGACCAGAACACAAGUGUUUUCCGGAAGAAGGAAUGCUUUCUCUGGUGGGGAGAUCAGCAAACUCUUCAACAUGUGCAUGAAAGUUCUUAUUGAGAACAUUGAUGCUCUUCAUGACACUGGAGGUGUCCCAGGAAUUAUCCUAAUGCCUGUUCUGAUGAAGUGUACCCCCCAGCAGCUGAUACAUCUUGAGGAGUGCAACCCACACUUCCUGGAAGAAACAGAGAGUCUGUGGCAAGGCCAUUGCAAACGAGAGUUCAAGUGUGAAAAACCUGGACAUCGUAUGACCUGGAGGGAUACAUUCAUGCAAAAAAUGGAAGAGAGAGAAGAGAGACUGGAAAAGAUCAAUGCAAAAAUCAGUGCUGCACAGGCCGCUAAAAAGCCAGAGCGUCAAGUAAAGCUUGCAUAUGUGAUGACUGAGGCAAAGCCCCCACCCCAAGUUCGCAGGAAGCAGGCCAAGUUUGGGACAGGGAAGGGAGACAUCCCUGUGGUGGCCAUCUCGCCUGGCAAGUCAAGAGCUCCCGUCAGGCAUAGCGCUGACUCAGGGCCUAGCUAUCAGCAAGAAGCUGCCACAGCUAAAAAAAAGAAUGGUGUGGCACCAAUGAUGAAGAAAACCAUGAAACUGUUAAAGAUUCAGAGAAAUUGCGCUGGGGCCCAAAUAAGAAGAAGAUGAAAUGGGACAAGAUGGCAAAGGAAACCAAAAACAAGAUGAAUAUUUGUGACGAUGUACAGAGUUUAAUUAUGAAUUUAGAAAUUAACUUAUGGAUUAUUAUUAAAAAAAAUUUCCAAGCUAUAUUAUAAAAUAUAAACCUAAGUUAUUAAAAAUAGUACUAGAUAAUGUAUUUCAAGUUUUAGAAAAUGCAUACUAAAGUAGAGUAGUUAGGAUAGUAAUGUACAUCUUUGGUUUAUUUGUAUGUAUUGUUUUCAUCGUCCCAUUAGAUAAGACAAAAUUCUAAUGUCUGUA